AUGGCCCGCAUCACCUUCCUCGCCACCCUGCUGGCCGCCUUCCUCCUCCUCCUCUCCGUCUCCGCCGGGCCCCUCAAGCACAAGGGCAAGCACUACGGCGGCCGCCUCGGCGGCAGCGGCAAAGACGUUGACGCCGACAUCGACGACGACGACGACGACCUCGUCAAGCCCCACCGCGCCGGCGCCCAGCAGUCCCACAACAACCGCGGCAAAGACGCCGCCGACUUCCACUUCAAGCCCUCGCACAAGCAGCACAUCACCUGUCCAUCGUCCAGCGGAACCCUCUGGACCGGCGGCCGCGGAACCAAGUUCGGGAUUCUCUGUGGUUGGGACACGCAGUCCCAUACUUACCACUACCCGCCGCUGCACCAUCUGAGCUUCGAGCACCAUGUGCACGAUUGUACCGUGGCGACUUAUGUGCCAAGGGCUGGGUGUUAUUUGGAGAAGCAUGCUAAUGGGCGUGGGUAUGUGAAGAGUGGGAAGAACACGCAGGUCAUGACUGCGAUUAAGAUGAACAAGGGGGGUGAUGUUGGGAAGGACAGGGACUAG
Molecule: messenger RNA, 549 nt
Organism: Saxophila tyrrhenica
Lineage: Eukaryota; Fungi; Ascomycota; Dothideomycetes; Mycosphaerellales; Extremaceae
Exons: 2
Coding region: 1-549 (182 amino acids)
Source: RefSeq, a predicted model, not a curated record